AUGACCUGAGAGGGCCUGCUCCUGUAAUCGCCCUUUAAAAGGAGAGGCCAGGCUCAGGGGCUGCAGAGGCCCAGGGCGCUGGCAGGGAGGAGGCUGAGGAUGGCCACGUCCGAGGCCCUGCCCGCCGGCUUCGGGGAGCUGGAGGUGCUGGCUGUGGGGACGGUGCUGCUGUUGGAAGGGCUCUGUGGUCUCAGCCUUAACGGCCUGACUGUCGUCUCCUUCUGGAAGAGCCCGGCCCUGCGGACCCCCAACCACCUGCUCGUGCUGAGCCUGGCCCUGGCGGACAGCGGGCUCAGCCUCAACGCCCUGGUCGCCGCCGGGUCCAGCCUCCUCCGGCACUGGCCGGGCUCCGGACACUGCCAGGCUCUCGGCUUCCAGGGCUUCACGACGGCGCUGGCCAGCAUCAGCGGCACCGCGGCGCUCUCCUGGGGACGUCACCAGCAGUGCUGCACACGCGGCCGGCUGACCUGGAGCACGGCCGUGCCCCUGGUGCUCUUCGUGUGGCUGUCUUCUGCCUUCUGGGCUGCGCUGCCCCUCCUGGGCUGGGGCCGUUACGACUAUGAGCCCCUGGGGACCUGCUGCACCUUGGACUAUUCCACGGGGGACAGGAACUUCACCAGUUUCCUCUUCACCAUGGCCUUCUUCAAUUUCCUGGUGCCGCUCUUCAUCACGGUCACCUCCUGCCAGCUCAUGGAGCGACACCUGGCCCGGAGCAGCCGUCUCCAGGUGAGCGUCCGUCAGCCGGCCAGGACGCUGCUGCUCUGCUGGAGCCCCUAUGCCCUCCUGUAUCUCUACGCGGUCCUCGCCGACGCGCACACCCUGUCCCCAAGACUGCAGAUGGUGCCUGCGCUCAUUGCCAAAACAGUGCCCACGAUCAACGCCAUCAACUACUCUCUGGGCAGAGGACCUUGGCAGAGCCUCGAAAUGCAGAGGAGCAAGCAGGACUGAGUCCAGUGAGCCCCACCUCACCCUGAGCUGCUCAUCCCCCCCGGAGACACGGCAGGAGGCCGCCGGGCAGCCAGGAGGCCCAGUCCCAGCCCCAGCUGAGCCUGGCCCUCGGCUGGGCAGGAGAUUCACACAUGCAUGCAGCUGUGCGGAAGGAGGUUGGGUGACCUUGGCACAGCCACUCUCCACCCAGGCCACCUGGACCCCAAAGAUGAGAACAGGAGAGCGUGUACAUCCAGACACACAGGAAACGCUCCUGCAAACCCAGCUGUUGCUGUGAAACCCGAGUCCUCAUGGGGCCUGGAGUCUCCCACAGCAAGAGGAAAAGCUCCAGGGUCCACUUGCAGGACUACAGCCCCAGCCGCCGGCGCUCGGAACCCUGCUUAUUAAAGCAUGCUCUGGCACCAGACACUCAAGUGUCUGACCCACAUCUGUGCGCGGCCUGUGAGAUGAGGGAUGGUACCACAGCCCAAAGCAACAGGGCAGGACCUGCCUGUCACGUGCUUCCUGAGAGUCCGACGCCAGCACCCGUUGGUCGGGCCGCCUUCUGCUUGUGUAGGCCAACCCUGCGUGUCACUUAGAAACACACUUGCCAAGCUUUGAAAAUCACGAAUUACUGAACCUCCAGAUGUCAGAAGAUGAGGCCUGGCCUAGCUGCCUUCCUCCAUGGUGAUGGUGUGCAGCAUUGUCCGUGGCUCUGUCCCUGUGUCCCUGUGUCCUCUGCAGAGCCUGGGGGCCAUGGGUUGUGACACUAAUGCAGGGCAUUCACCCCUGAAACCACACAGCAGUGGCUCAGGGGUGGCAGACGCAGAGUCCUAGUGGGACCCACUCCCCAGGGGGGAGAUGGGAAGGACAGGCAGGGUGGCACAGGCCCAGGCUCCACGGGGCAUGGAGGCAGACAGGGAGCAGGAACAGGCGUUUCUGGGGCUCGGUUGGCAUGGGGGGGUGGCCAGACACAGGAGGCAGAGCCAAUGCCAUCCCAGGAGCCCAGGGCUGGAGCUGCCUAUGGGGCCUGUAGAUGCCGUGGGCCAUGCAGCAGCAGUGCCAGCCGUGGAGCGCAGGCGGGCAGGACUUGAGUGGGCCCAGCGGUGGCCAGGGAAGGGCCUCGAGCUGUGCUCACUGAGGAGGAACCUGCAAGGACUGUGACCCCCCCUCCCCAGGACUCCGGGCCAUUUCCUGGGGGAGAGACGGGCUGUGCCCAACCACCAAGGAAGCAAAUGUCAAUUAGGUGGCGCCUAAAUUAUACCCCUGCUUUCUCUUAAGGGCAAAGGGGAAAGGAAAACUUUUCCCCGGACGGAAAUAAACACAUUCAGCAGCAA
Cavia porcellus (domestic guinea pig) is the source of this 2264-nucleotide messenger RNA. It is a transcript of the gene Rgr, whose product is annotated as retinal G protein coupled receptor. Gene Ontology annotation, molecular function: G protein-coupled photoreceptor activity. The record is from RefSeq and is a predicted model, not a curated record. NCBI's taxonomy places the organism in Eukaryota, Metazoa, Chordata, Mammalia, Rodentia, Caviidae. The coding region runs from base 100 to 948 and encodes 282 amino acids. The transcript is spliced from 7 exons. Gene Ontology annotation, cellular component: plasma membrane. Gene Ontology annotation, biological process: phototransduction; visual perception; G protein-coupled receptor signaling pathway.